Molecule: messenger RNA, 3410 nt
Organism: Fragaria vesca subsp. vesca
Lineage: Eukaryota; Viridiplantae; Streptophyta; Magnoliopsida; Rosales; Rosaceae
Product: phosphoenolpyruvate carboxylase 4-like
Exons: 20
Coding region: 1-3132 (1043 amino acids)
Biological process (GO): tricarboxylic acid cycle; carbon fixation
Cellular component (GO): cytosol
Molecular function (GO): phosphoenolpyruvate carboxylase activity
Source: RefSeq, a predicted model, not a curated record
AUGACGGACACGACGGACGAUAUCGCCGUGGAAAUCUCGUUCCAGAGCUACGAAGACGACUGCAAAAUGCUAGGUAAUCUUCUUCUUGAGGUUCUCCAGCGAGAAGCCGGAGUUCAGAUGAGGGACAAAGUCGACCGCAACAGAAUCCUCGCUCAGAGUGCCUGUCAUAUGAGGAUGGCGGGGAUAGAUGACACGGCGGAGCUGCUGGAGAAGCAGCUAGUUUCGGAGAUUUCGAAGAUGAGCACAGAGGAGGCACUCACUCUUGCUCGUGCUUUCAGCCAUUACCUCAAUCUGAUGGGCAUUGCUGAAGUUCAUCACAGGGUUCGUAGACAGAAGAAGGUGGCAUCCCUAUCAAAAUCUUGUGAUGAUAUUUUUAAUCAGCUUCGGCAGGGUGGUGUUCCCCCUGGUCAGCUUUACGAUACUGUUUGCAAGCAGGAGGUCGAGAUUGUUCUCACUGCACAUCCUACACAAAUUAAUCGCAGAACUUUACAAUACAAACAUCUUAGACUUUCUAAUCUUUUAGAUUAUAGAGACCGACAUGAUCUUACUAGUGAAGAUAGAGAUAUGGUGAUUGAAGAUCUGGUGCGAGAGAUAACUUCUAUAUGGCAGACAGAUGAGCUUAGGCGCCAUAAACCCACACCAGUUGAUGAAGCUAGGGCAGGUUUGAACAUUGUGGAACAGUCCCUUUGGAAAGCUGUACCUCAUUAUUUACGUCGUGUCAGCACUGCUUUAAAGAAACACACUGGAAAACCACUUCCCCUGACUUGCACACCAAUCCGGUUUGGGUCUUGGAUGGGAGGUGAUAGAGAUGGAAAUCCCAAUGUGACAGCAAAGGUCACAAAAGAUGUCUCACUUUUAUCUAGGUGGAUGACUAUUGAUCUCUAUAUCCGAGAAGUUGAUAGCCUGAGUUUUGAAUUAUCCAUGAAUAGGUGCAGCGAUGGCUUGUCAAAACUGGCACACGAUAUUCUAGAGCUAGAAUCCGAAUAUGACGUUCACCAGAGUUGGAAUCAUCAUUGUUUUAAUAGAAAUCAGGUGAAGCAACAAGCUGCGGCACUUCCAACUCAACUUCCAGCUAGAGCUGAUCAACCCUCUUGCACCGAAUGUAAUGUUGGUCAAUCUCACUACCCCAGAAGUGAAUUUCCAAGAACUGCACGGCCUGGGCCACUCAAGCAGCUGGAUGUUCCGGAAUCUUCACCGCCAAAGUCUCCAUCACAGAACUCCCUAUCUUCAAUGCCUAAGUCUCCAUCACAGAACUCUCUUCGUAAUGCUAGUCUUGUAGCCAAAAGGAGAAUGUUUGCUGAGUCCCAGGUUGGAAGGUCCAGUUUUCAAAAGCUUUUGGAGCCAACGCCCACUCAGAGAUCUGGAAUUGGUCCUUAUAGAAUUGUUCUUGGUAAUAUAAAAGAUAAGCUUAUGAAGACACAAAGACGAUUGGAGCUUCUUCUGGAGGAUCUUCCUUGCGAUUCUGAUCCAUUGGAUUAUUAUCACACAUCAGAUCAACUUUUAGAACCACUGAUCAAAUGCCAUGAAUCUUUGCAAGAAUGUGGAUCUGGGGUCCUUGCUGAUGGUCGGCUUACUGAUUUGAUCCGAAGAGUUGCUACCUUUGGGAUGGUAUUAAUGAAGCUCGACUUGCGUCAGGAAUCUGGUAGACAUGCUGAAACACUUGAUGCAGUUACCAAAUAUUUGGAUAUGGGCACAUACAGUGAGUGGGAUGAAGAAAAGAAACUGGAAUUUCUAACAAGAGAGCUCAAAGGAAAAAGACCGCUAGUCCCACCUAACAUGGAGGUUGCUUCUGAUGUUAGAGAAGUACUGGAUACCUUCCGCGUCGCUGCUGAGCUAGGGAGUGAUUCACUUGGAGCAUAUGUGAUUUCUAUGGCUUCUAAUGCAAGUGAUGUCCUUGCUGUGGAGCUUUUGCAAAAAGAUGCACGACUUGCUGUAAGCGGAGAGAUAGGAAAACCAUGUCCUGGUGGAACGCUGCGUGUGGUUCCUUUGUUUGAAACUGUUAAGGACUUGAGAGAAGCUGGCUCAGUGAUCAGGAAAUUAUUGUCCAUUGAUUGGUACCGGGAUCACAUCAUCAAGAACCAUAAUGGGCAUCAAGAGGUGAUGGUUGGAUACUCUGAUUCUGGGAAAGAUGCAGGGCGUUUUACUGCUGCAUGGGAACUUUACAAAGCUCAAGAGGAUGUUGUAGCUGCAUGUAAUGAGUAUGAUAUCAAAGUCACCCUGUUUCAUGGGAGAGGGGGAAGUAUUGGUCGUGGAGGGGGCCCUACAUAUCUUGCCAUUCAAUCCCAGCCGCCUGGCUCUGUGAUGGGUACUCUACGAGCUACUGAGCAAGGAGAGAUGAUCCAGGCAAAAUUUGGGCUGUCUCAGAUUGCUGUCAGACAGCUAGAGAUAUACACAACAGCUGUGUUGCUUGCAACAUUGCGUCCUCCACAACCUCCUCGAGAACAAAAGUGGCGUAACCUCAUGGAGGAGAUCUCAAAAAUCAGUUGUCAGAAUUACAGGAGUGUAGUCUACGAAAAUCCAGAAUUCCUUCCCUACUUCCAGGAGGCUACACCCCAGGCUGAGCUUGGUUUCCUCAAUAUAGGAAGCCGCCCCACAAGACGAAAGGCUUCUACAGGAAUUGGACAUCUUAGGGCAAUUCCAUGGGUGUUUGCAUGGACUCAAACCAGAUUUGUUCUUCCAGCAUGGCUUGGAGUUGGGGCAGGUUUAAGGGGGGUUUGUGAGAAGGGACACACUGAAGACUUGAAAGCUAUGUACAAAGAAUGGCCUUUCUUCCAGUCCACCAUUGACCUCAUUGAGAUGGUUUUAGGGAAGGCAGACACUUUUAUAUCCAAACACUAUGAUGAAGUCCUCGUCUCGGAAAGCAGGCGCCAUCUUGGUGAUGAACUGAGAAUGGAGCUCCUAGGGACAGAGAAAGUGGUGUUGGUGAUUAGUGGACAUGAGAAACCAACUGGUGGUAAUAAUCGCAUCUUGAGGAGGCUGAUCGAGAGUAGGCUGCCCUAUCUCAAUCCCAUGAACUUGUUGCAGGUUGAGGCACUGAAGAGACUGAGAAGUGAUGAUGAUAAUAAAGAACUCAGAGAUAUCUUGCUAAUCACAAUCAACGGGAUCGCUGCAGGGAUGAGGAAUACAGGCUAAGUUCUUGUUUACCGGAGUUUCCAACUUCCACGUACAUUUAAUUUUCGUAUAUAUUGUCUUGUUUAUCUCGAGAGUUUCUGUUAUUUUGAGGCAAAGUUGAUGAGGGAAUGAAUGAAUGUUCUACAAUUCAGUUCCCAUAUAUGAACAUAUAACAUACUACAGUGAUAAAUGUUGGAAUGGUUUUAAAAUUUUCACUCGGUUGCUUAACUAAUUAUGUCUGCACAAUGCUGCAUGAUGUGCUUUACAUUCCCAUAAGGUCAAAGGCUGCUUUGGCCAUG